This is a messenger RNA of Colletotrichum spaethianum, 885 nucleotides long. Its product is annotated as putative dehydratase NIT22. Gene Ontology annotation, cellular component: peroxisome. The record is from RefSeq and is a predicted model, not a curated record. Lineage: Eukaryota; Fungi; Ascomycota; Sordariomycetes; Glomerellales; Glomerellaceae. The transcript is spliced from 2 exons. Bases 1 to 885 code for a protein of 294 amino acids.
AUGAGCGGCCCCGGUGUCGGAUUCGAAUACCCUCGCCAAGAGGUUUCUUGGCUGAAGCGCGAUGUGCUGCUCUUCGCGAACACCAUCGGUGCCACCGCUGACGAGCUUCACUUCCUCUAUGCAACGUUCAAGGGCAACACCCAGGAGGUAAUCGACUUCUACGCCGCCCAAAAGGCUGUUCAGAUCCCCAAUGUUCCCUCGUUCGAUGCCCGCCGCGUCGUCGACGGCCAGCGCAAGAUCCUCCUUCAUAAGCCCGUCCCCACCACCUCGGCCGGCAAAAAGUUCGAAGUCCGAACCAAGGUCCUCGGUGUUUACGACAAGGGCCGUCCCGGCUCCGUCGUCGAGACGCAAACCGACCUAGUCGAGCUCCCCAGCAACGAGGUCUACGCCAGCGUCAUCACCAGCAGCUUUUACGUAGCCCAGGGCAACUGGGGCGGCCCCAAGGGCCCCGCGACCGAGAACUUCCCUCCACCAAAGGACAAGAAGCCUGAUGCCACUUUUGAGCAGCAGACGACCAAGGAGUCGGCGCUUCUGUACCGCCUCAACGGGGAUUACAACCCGCUGCACGCAACCCCGGAGCCGGGCAAGAAGAUGGGCUUCCCCGGAGCCAUCAUGCACGGCUUGUACUCGUGGAACUCGACGGCUCACGGUCUGCUGAAGGCCUUUGGUGGCAGUGACCCUGCCAACAUCAAGGAGUACCAGGCCCGUUUCGCCAGUCCCGUUAUGCCUGGCGACAAGUUGGUGACAGAUGCCUGGAGGACAGGCAAUCUUAAGGAUGGCUGGGAAGAGGUCCGUUUCCAGACCAAGGUUGAGGGCGGCAAGGUCGUUCUUAGCAACGGGCGGGCCCUCAUCAAGAUUGUGGAGUCUCCUAAGUCGAAGCUGUAA